This is a messenger RNA of Nasonia vitripennis (jewel wasp), 1206 nucleotides long. RefSeq names its product complex I intermediate-associated protein 30, mitochondrial (gene CIA30). Gene Ontology annotation, biological process: mitochondrial respiratory chain complex I assembly; mitochondrial electron transport, NADH to ubiquinone. NCBI's taxonomy places the organism in Eukaryota, Metazoa, Arthropoda, Insecta, Hymenoptera, Pteromalidae. Gene Ontology annotation, cellular component: mitochondrion. Bases 224 to 1111 code for a protein of 295 amino acids. The record is from RefSeq and is a predicted model, not a curated record. The transcript is spliced from 3 exons.
UGCAUGUAGUAAGUAGUUGAUGUAUAGUGCCCGUAUAGAGGUAAUUUUAGCAGACUAUAUUUCAGAAGCCGCAUUUUCUUGCAUAAAAAGCAACAAUGAGAUACAAAUAAAAAAGCUCAGCUUCACAUUUUGUUCAAAAUCGUCUAAUACACUUUAUCACGAAAACUGAAUCUCAUUUAUUAAAAUCAUAGUUGACUAAAGGUAUAACUAGUUUUAGCUAAUAAUGACACUUCCAUGGGCUCGAAUAGUACUGCGUACUGUAAGUAAAAGGAGUUUUCAUACAACCAAACGCACAUCUUUAUUCCAUGAAUGGCCCGAUAAAGAAGGUUAUCAACAAAAAUCAGAUGAAGAAAAAGAAUGGGAACAGUUGAGUUUCAAAAAACGUCUCCUUUUGGAAUGGAAAUUAAUGAAAAUUGGAAUCAAGGAAUGGGCUGAACAAUUAGCAAGCGGUGCAAUUCGUGGUCCUAGACUUUUAAUGGGUGAAGGUGAAGUUGAUGUUGUUUGGAGGUUUAAAGGUGCUCCAAAUGAAUUAAAAGAAUGGAUUGUGACAACCGAUAAAGAUAAUAAUAUUGGAUUUUCAACUGCUCAAUUGGAUUUCACUCCUCAGUCAAAAGGAUUAUUUCAUGGUUUCUUGGACACAAAAGUGCCUCCAGAUGGUGAAAUAAAAAAUACCGGUUACUGUAAUCUUCGAUUGACACCACGUCUUACUCCUUUCAAGUCUAAAGAACAACUUGAUUGGAGUUCUUUUACACACAUAGUCUUUAGAGUAAGAGGCGAUGGAAGAAUUUAUGCAGUUAAUUUGCAUCUUCACAGAGUAACUGAUAUUUGUAUGUACGAUACUUAUCACUACUUCAUUUGGACCAGAGGUGGUCCAUACUGGCAAUAUGUGAGAAUCCCAUUUUCCAAAUUUCUCUUUGCAUACAAGGGUCGAAUACAAGCUGGAAAUCCACCAAUACCACUUAAUGAGAUGAGUACAAUCAGUUUUACCAUAGCCGAUCAAAUCACAGGUCCGUUCAGAUUUGAGAUUGAUUUUAUUGGUCUAGAAUAUGAUCACUCUCACAUAGAAGAACAUGCGUAUGAGAAAUAUCAGUUUGAUCAAAAGUUUUAUUAAAUUAUGUGAAAAUUUAGGACUUUUGUAAAUAAAUAUUGAUCCUUAUAGUAUUUAGUUUUGAAACAAAUUUAAUAAAUAUGUACAUAGAAAUAACA